AUCAGGUCGGUAAAAAUAACGCAAAUGGGCCUUGUAGCAGGAACAAUUAUACUACUCUAAAUGACACUCGACGCAAUAUAGCGUAUAAUGAAACUACCGACUUGUGUGAUCGGGAUUUAAUUAAAAAUGGGGCAUGGUACAGAUUUCAGAGCACGGCGGGCAAUGAGAUGCUGCCCGAAAAAAAUCCUGGCAUCGGUCGUUGUGGAACCAAUAUUCCCAUAUGGAUGAAUGGGAAACAUCCAACGGUUGACUAUGUGGUUACAAAUGUUACAGCUUGUGCUCAACAACAAUUACCUGUGGUUUCUACCUGUUAUGCUGAAUACAAUAUCAAAGUUGUUAAAUGUGGAAGUUUCUUUCUCUAUGAACUGAAACCACCGGACCAGUGUAACCUAGCUUACUGUGCAGCAGCAG
This is a messenger RNA of Paramuricea clavata, 411 nucleotides long. The record is from the annotation of a GenBank genome assembly. Lineage: Eukaryota; Metazoa; Cnidaria; Anthozoa; Malacalcyonacea; Plexauridae.